Molecule: messenger RNA, 1521 nt
Organism: Anopheles coluzzii
Lineage: Eukaryota; Metazoa; Arthropoda; Insecta; Diptera; Culicidae
Product: mevalonate kinase
Exons: 1
Coding region: 1-1284 (427 amino acids)
Biological process (GO): cholesterol biosynthetic process; isoprenoid biosynthetic process
Cellular component (GO): cytoplasm
Molecular function (GO): mevalonate kinase activity; ATP binding
Source: RefSeq, a predicted model, not a curated record
AUGGCGACGACCGCCGUUAAACACUUCGAAGUGUCCGCACCGGGGAAGGUGAUCCUGCACGGCGAGCAUUCCGUCGUAUACGGUCAUCCCGCCAUCGCCGGUUCGAUUGGACUGCACACCUACCUCAACUAUACCGCGCUGGAGCGUUCCGGUUCAUCCGCCUCCUCACCACCACCGCAAGUCAUCAUCGAGUUCCGUUCGAUCCCGUUCACUGCCACGCUGACGCUCGAUUCGUUCGGUGCCUUUCUGCGGGAAGUGGACUGCCGCGAAUCGCUGCAACCGGAAGCUUUCCUCGAGCAGUUGCGCUCGGAGGGUGCAUUUCCCUUUGCACGCUUUCUAUCGCCCGGCCCGGUGCCGCCCGUUUUAGAAGAAACAUCCUCAAAGGAACGCAUGUCACUCGGGUCCACGCUGUACAUCCUUAAUCGAGUCCUCCGCUCGGAGGGCGUUAGUUCGAUCGAUUCGACCAUCUUCAGUGAGGAGGCUUCUGGUGGCGGCGGUUUCCGACUGUCCCUCUACUCCGAGAUGAGCAUCGGCGCUGGGCUGGGAAGUUCGGCCAGCUAUGGCGUUUGUUUGGCGGCCGGUGCGUACCAACUUUCGCGCAUCCUUAAGCGCGAAGCGACGGUCACCCAGCUGGGCGAAGAUGUGCUCAAAAAGAUUUACCAGUGGUCGUUCGAUUCCGAGAUCAUAAUGCACGUGAAACCGUCCGGCAUUGAUAACGAGAUCGCGACGAACGGGGGGCUCGUACGGUUUCGGCGCGGAUCCGGCGUGAACAAGAUCAUCGCCCUGCGCCGUCCCGUGCACGUGUUGAUCGUUGAUACGGGUGUUAGUCGUAGCACGGCCAAUCUUGUUGCCAGUGCGGCGAAACGACUGGAAUUGUUCCCACGCACGGUCGGGCCCAUUUUGCAGGGGAUGGGUGGGCUGGUGGAUGAAGCGAUCGCACUGCUCGAAUCGGACGAAGCCCCGGAAACGGUGUACGAGCGACUGGGGACGCUCGUGAGCAUUAACAACAAUUUGCUGCGCUCGCUCGGUGUGAGUCAUCCGGCGCUGGAGCGCAUUUUCACCAUUGCCGAGGGGGCAGGGUUCUCCAGCAAGCUGACCGGGGCGGGCGGUGGUGGAUGUGCGUUUGUGCUGCUGCCGGCGGGUUACAAGGAGCUCGAGUCGUUCCGGGCACUGAUGGGCGCACUGGAUGAGGCUGGAUUUCGGUCGAUCGAAACGACGGUUGGUACGGGUGCGGGCGUUUCGCUUUCCUACGACCAUCAACACCAGCCGCAGGGUGACAAAUGACAGAGCGUGCCGAUGGUUCACCUGCAGGCAAAGAAACUGAAAAGACUUAACAAUUAGGCGGGGGUUCGGUUUUACUUGGUUGUGGGUUAAAAAAACUCUCUCUUUAAAAGGGUAUUACAGUGAGACUUAAGCAUUUCCUCUUUUAACUGCCAAUGUUUGCUUAAGAAUACGAAAGAUCUUUUUUUUUUUUGGUUACGGAACGACGGGGUUGGUUCAAAUAUAAAACACAGAAUUUAA